This is a messenger RNA of Carassius carassius (crucian carp), 3528 nucleotides long. Its product is annotated as tyrosine-protein kinase transmembrane receptor ROR2-like. Gene Ontology annotation, biological process: positive regulation of kinase activity; protein phosphorylation; multicellular organism development. NCBI's taxonomy places the organism in Eukaryota, Metazoa, Chordata, Actinopteri, Cypriniformes, Cyprinidae. The transcript has 9 exons. Gene Ontology annotation, cellular component: signaling receptor complex. Bases 285 to 3086 code for a protein of 933 amino acids. The record is from RefSeq and is a predicted model, not a curated record. Gene Ontology annotation, molecular function: transmembrane receptor protein tyrosine kinase activity; protein binding; ATP binding.
GGAUGGACCCGUCCUCCGUCCAGAGGAGCUGGAGUUACUCGCUCGCUUUUCCAUUAGGAGACAGUCUCGGGACACUUGAACAGGAUCAGCGGCGGUCGACGAAAACCCUUCGAUAGAGCGGGAUGAACCGCGCAGUUCUUCUGCAGAAAGAGUUUCAUUGACUGCGCACUUGAGACGGAACGCGCUUGGUUCGCACGCGCUGAACUCUCUCAUCACUCGCGUGGAGAUCUGGAAGUUUGACCGCCCUGAUUCCCAGAGUUUCCCCGAGUCCUGCUCCUGUGAGGAUGUGUUUACUGAGGAUUACAGCUGCAGCUCAUCUGUUACUGAUCUCCGUCCUCCUCACUGCAUUCACACACGCAGGGGCUGACGUGAAUCUGUCGGAGUCUGGAGAGAUCGAGGCUCUAGCUGAGGCCCAGAGCGGAGGACUGCCAACAGCUGAAGGUUAUUUCCUGGAGUUUGUGGAGCCGCCAAACAAUAUAACUAUAGUGCAGGGCCAGACGGCCACUUUACACUGCAAAGUGACAGGCCACCCCUGGCCCAGCAUCCGCUGGCUUAAGAACGACGCUCCGGUGGUGCAGGAGCAGGGCCGAAUCUCCAUCCGCAAGACAGAGGCUGGAUCCAAGCUCCGCAUUCAAGACCUGGACACCACCGACACGGGAUACUACCAGUGUGUGGCCUCAAACUCCUUCAAAGUCAUCUCGGCUACUGGGGUGCUCUACGUGCGACUGGGGACUGGAGGACAGUUGCCAGCCCAUGGAGGAGAAGAGUCAAGGCACGAGAAGGGCUUCUGCCAGCCGUACCGUGGCAUCGCGUGCGCUCGCUUCAUAGGGAACAGGAGUAUCUACGUGGAGUCUCUGCAGAUGCAGGGAGAAAGUGAAAACCGUAUCACUGCGGCCUUCACGAUGAUCGGCACCUCGACCCAUCUGUCAGACCAGUGCUCUGAAUUUGCCAUCCCGUCCUUCUGCUAUUACGUCUUCCCAUUGUGUGAGGAGGGCACCAGAGGUCCAUGGCGGCGCCAGCUCUGCCGUGAUGAGUGCGAGGCUUUGGAGAACGACUUGUGCCAUGCAGAGUACACCAUCGCACGCUCCAACCCUCUCAUCCUCAUGCAGCUGGAGCUGCCCGCAUGCAACCUGCUUCCCCACCCCGGCUCGCCAGACGCUGCCAGCUGCAUCCGCAUCGGCCUGCCACCGCAGUAUUCACCCCCAAAUCACAGCUGCUACAACGGAAGUGGCGCCAACUACAAAGGCACGGUCAGUGUCACCAAAUCAGGCUACCAGUGUCAGCCGUGGAGCGCACAGUAUCCACACAGUCAUCAUCUGACGCCUGUCGAGUAUCCUGAGCUCAGAGGAGGACACAAUUUCUGCAGGAACCCCGGAGGGCAAAUGGAGAGCCCCUGGUGUUUCACGUUAGACCCUAAUGUGAGAGUGGACGCCUGUGACAUUCAGCCCUGCAUGCCUCCAGAGAAAGUGAAAAAGGAGAUCCUGUACAUCUUAAUUCCCAGUAUAGCCACCCCUCUUGUCAUUGCCUGCUUAUUCUUCUUGAUCUGCAUGUGUCGCAACAAACAGAAGGAGUCUGCUGACAGUCCUACUCGCCGUCAACUCACUGCCUCGCCGAGUCAAGACAUGGAGCUGCCUCUACUCACCCAGCACAAGCAUCAGGUGAAGCUACGAGAACUCAACCUGUCUGCUGUUCGAUUCAUGGAAGAGCUUGGCGAGGACCGUUUCGGAAAGGUCUACAAAGGUCACCUCUAUGGUACAGCUCCAGGUGAACAGACCCAGGUGGUGGCUAUAAAGACGGUCAAAGACAAGGACGAGGGUCCUCUACGGGAAGAAUUCCGCCACGAGGCCACGCUCCGGUCGCGUCUUCAGCACCCCAACAUCGUCUGCCUUUUGGGUGUGAUAACGAAAGAACAGCCCAUGAGCAUGAUCUUCAGCUACUCGGGCCAGGGUGACCUCCACGAGUUCCUGGUCAUGCGAUCCCCUCACUCGGACGUCGGCAGCUCUGAUGACGACAAAACCGUCAAAUCCACUCUGGAGCAGGCAGACUUCCUACACAUCGUCACACAGAUAGCAGCCGGAAUGGAGUAUCUUUCCAGUCACCACGUGGUACACAAGGAUCUGGCUGCUCGCAACAUCCUAGUCUGCGAUAAACUCAACGUGAAGAUCCUGGACCUUGGCUUGUUCAGAGAGGUGUACUCCGCAGACUACUACAAGCUGAUGGGAACCAGUCCCUUACCAAUCCGUUGGAUGUCCCCUGAAGCAAUACUGUACGGGAAGCUUUCCACCGACUCAGACAUCUGGGCCUACGGCGUGGUGCUCUGGGAGAUAUUCAGCUAUGGCCUCCAGCCGUACUGUGGCUAUUCUAACCAGGAUGUGAUUGAGAUGGUGCGCAACAGACAAGUCCUUUCCUGCCCAGAUGACUGUCCAGCCUGGGUUUACACACUGAUGCUAGAGUGCUGGAAUGAGUUCCCCGCACGAAGGCCGCGAUUCAAAGACAUUCAUGCCCGGUUGCGCUCCUGGGAGAGCUUAUCCAACUACAACAGCUCGGCGCAGACCUCGGGAGCGAGCAACACCACUCAAACCAGCUCGCUCAGCACGAGCCCCGUCAGCAACAUCAGCAAUGCUCGCUACGUCAGUCCCAAAAAGUCUUCCCCGUUUCCCCAGCCUCAGUUUGUGUCCAUGAAGGGCCAGAUGCGCCCAAUGGUGCCGCCCCAGCUCUACAUCCCAGUCAAUGGCUACCAGCCAAUGCCUGCUUAUCCGUACAUGCAGAACUUCUACUCCAUGCAGAUCCCCAUGCAGAUGCCUCCACAGCAGCUGCACCCACAGAUGGUGGCCAAGGCUGGAUCGCACCACAGCGGCAGCGGCUCCACCAGCACUGGCUAUGUGACCACAGCGCCCUCCAACGGAUCCGGCACGGAGAAAGCGGCCCUUAUGAAUGAAGACCUGAAGACGACAGACAAGGAUUUCUCUGAUGGGGCCUCUCAAUGUGGCCUGCACAACGAAGAGCUUUCUGUUCCAGAGACAGAGCUUCUGGGGGACAAUGACAGCCCCCGGACAGAGGACAAUGGAAACAACUUGGAAGCGUAGACAAUCUUUUUGGUUUGAAGAGAAAAAAUAUUUUCCCAAUUUUUUUCUCGGUUGUACAGGUUUAAAAAGUGAAGGGAAACCGGUGAAUGACACGUGGACGAAGUCUUAUUUAUGGGUUUUAAAGGUUUAUCCGCAGCCACUGAUGGAUGAACGCAUCAUAUUGUUGGAGAUAUUUUUAUAAGACAAGGUUUUUGUAGUCCGUGAUGAAGAAUCAAGCCUUCAGCCCUUCUGCUUUGGGGUCAGUGGCAGAUAUGAUACAAUGGAGGACAUCUUGUUUGUUUGGUUGUUUUUUAAUCAAGUUGCAAAGCUAUUCAGAAGAAUGCAUGUUCUAACUGUUGCUGUGCAACAUGAAACAUCAUUUCAAGCAUUUUGGUGGGUACCAUUCAUUGAUGUAACCACUUCACAGUUGGCAGUAUCAUUGAGAACAGGUUAUUUUACUUAA